This is a messenger RNA of Poeciliopsis prolifica (blackstripe livebearer), 953 nucleotides long. RefSeq names its product gastrotropin-like. Bases 28 to 405 code for a protein of 125 amino acids. Gene Ontology annotation, molecular function: fatty acid binding. Lineage: Eukaryota; Metazoa; Chordata; Actinopteri; Cyprinodontiformes; Poeciliidae. Gene Ontology annotation, cellular component: nucleus; cytosol. The transcript is spliced from 4 exons. The record is from RefSeq and is a predicted model, not a curated record. Gene Ontology annotation, biological process: fatty acid transport.
ACGGCUCCUCUGUUCUCAGUCAGCAGAAUGGCAUUUGCAGGGAAAUACCAGCUUGAGACUCAGACGAACUAUGAAGAGUUUUUGGAAGCAAUUGGGCUUCAGUCGGCUAAGACAGAGCACAAAGUCGUGACUGAGGUGGUUCAGGAUGGCGACAACUUCACCUGGACACAAAGCAUCCCUGGCUGGACCUGGACCACCAGUUUCACAUUGGGUCAGGAGUGCGAGAUGGAGUCGAUGAAAGGUGUCAAAUUUACGGGCACUGCAAAAAUGAAUGAUGGGAAGUUGUCUCUGAAGUUUCCAGAAUAUUUCUUCACCGCAGAGAUUGUUAAUGAAAAACUAGAAAUGACUUGUGUAACUCCAGGAGAAAAGAGUGUGACUUUUAAGAGAGUGAGUGGGAGGAUCUAGCUCUGCGGGACCCAACAUGUCUCCUUGGGGAGACGAACGACAGACAACGGUUGCUCCGGCGUCUCAAAGCAAGAGAACGAAAGUUACGACAUUAAACCACGCCACAAGCAGACUGUCAGCAUCACUCAAAUGAGUCGGUCAUGAGUUUUGAGGUUUGAUUUUUGCAGAACUGAUGAAAUUACAGAAUGUAUUGUGUGAAUUUCUCCACUUUAACAGGACAUGCAUUGAAACUAAGAAAAAUCCAUAACAUGUUAAUUAUCAAUUUUCCCCAAACUAAUCCUUACUUCUGACAUAAUUAUAAUGUUUUAGCGUGAUGCUAAUGUUUCUGUUGUAUACCUAUUUUACGUAUACAUGCCUGACAAACUGCGAAGAGUUCUUCAGGGAAACAUCUCAAUUGAUCUCUUUCCAUUUGUCAGCAGGAUGCAGCAGAAUGGGAUCACAGCAAUUAUAUAUCCAGUAAUUGAACAGUUUGCCAUUGUGCAAAAUUUGUAUUGAUGGUGAUGUGUCAUUUCAUUAAAAAUGAAGUAAAUUAAAGAAUUAUCAAAGGA